AUGGGCAAGGCGUUUGGGCUCCUGGGACAAACCUGUCAGUCAAACCUGGCUGAGUCUCCACGGUCCCCAGCAGAUCCUGUUGGAAAGAAGGAAGCAGACAGCAACAUGAAGAGGAAGGGAGAGCAGCCCGGAGCGCGUCCUGGGGCCUGGGAAUACCCUCAUGGCCUGGUUGGUUUACACAACAUUGGACAGACCUGCUGCCUUAACUCCUUAAUUCAGGUGUUUGUAAUGAACCGGGACUUCACCAGGAUACUGAAGAGGAUCACGGUGCCCAGGGAAGCUGACGAGCAGAGGAGAAGUGUCCCUUUCCAGCUGCUUCUGCUGUUGGAGAAGAUGCAGGACAGCCGGCAGAAAGCAGUGCGGCCCCUGGAGCUGGCCUACUGCCUGCAAAAGUACAACGUGCCCCGUACCAGGGCAUCAGAAGCGACUCUGAAGACCUCACUAAUGGGCUGUUCCUUUAUUCUGUGGCCAGUGUUUGUCCAACAUGAUGCUGCCCAGCUCUACCUCAAAAUCUGGAACCUGAUUAAGGACCAGAUCGCUGAUGUGGACUUGGCGGGGAGGCUGCAGGCCCUGUAUAUGAUCCGGAUGAAGGACUCUUUGAUUUGCCUUGACUGUGCCGUGGAGAGAAGCAGAAACAGCAGCAUGCUGACCCUCCCACUUUCUCUUUUCGAUGUGGACUCAAGGCCCCUGAAGACGUUGGAGGAUGCCCUGCACUACUUCUUCCAGCCCAGGGAGUUAUCGAGCAAAAGCACAUGCUUCUGUGACAACUGUGGGAAGAAGACUCGUGGGAAACAGGUCUUGAAGCUGACCCAUUUGCCCCAGACCCUGACAAUCCACCUCAUGCGAUUCUCCAUCAGGAAUUCACAGACGAGAAAGAUCUGCCACUCUCUGUACUUCCCCCAGAUCCUGGAUUUCAGCCAGGUGCUUCCGAUGGAGCGAGAGAUCUGUGAUGCUGAGGAGCAGCGCUUUCUAUUUCUACCUGCACAUUCUGCCUGAUGAAGUAUAUUUAAAACUGUUUUUCUCUUCAAAAAGACUUUUUUUUGGGUGCAGUGGGUCAUGCCUGUAACCCCAGCUCUUAGGGAGGCCACGAGGAUUGCUUGAGUCCAGUAGUUUGAGCCCAGCUGGGCAACAAAGCGAGACUCCGUCUUUGCAACAACAAAAGCUUCACUAUGGAACCUGUGAAUAUAUUCCAGGGUGUCUAGUGAGGAGUUAGACAGCGAGUCCUCAGCUGCAGCCGUUACAAAACUCACGGCGGGUCCUGCUCUCACUAUCAACCACCCUCUUGUCUCAUCCAACCCUGUGCUGGAUUUUUUGAUGCAAAUCCCAGAUGCCAUCCUGCUUUAUUCGUAAACACUUCAUUACGGAUCCCUAAAGAAUAAGCACUAAAGACACAACCAGCUCCAUCUGGUAAUCCCUUGAGAGCAUCAAAUAUCUGGUCAACGUGCAGACGUCCCGACUGUCCUAGAAUCGAUGUGGUUUGUUUGAAUCUAGAUCCAAACAGAGCCUACACUUGCAUUUGGUUAAGUUCCUUUCUUUUCUUGAUUAAGUUCCCUUUAGGUUUCUGUGGCUUUUCUUUUCCUUGCAGUUGAUUUGGUUGAAGACGUCUUAAAUAUGCUAGAACUGGCUGGCUGGUGUCAUUCAGUGUGUUAAUCUAACCCUUUUAUUUCUUGUAAGCUAAUAUUCAGGUACAGAUAUCACCAGCGUUUUAUAAAGUCCCGCACAAGGUCCGCAAAUGGAAAUAGGGGAUAACUGGAGCCUGCACUGUGGGUGACUCAGCUUUGCAUGUGACGCCCUUGCCCUCUGUCUCCCCUCCCACUACAAAGAGCCUUUUGGCUACGGUGGCUCAGGUUACAGACACUCCUGGGCUUGUGGAGAAACAGAACUGUGUUCUGAUGACCCCCACCCCUCCCAGGGGGAGGUUCUAAUCUUGCCUGGCUUUGGGGGCUCUCCAUGACCUCCUGGCUUCCAUCUCCCAUGUGCUCUGCUCUGCCAAGCUGCAGUUCAGGAUCCACACUCAGGAAAGCCCCUCCUGGAAGGUGCCCGCCGGCCGUGGGGCGGGGCUGUUGUCUAGUAUUCUGAAGUCCCAUAGUCGGGCCCAGGGUGGGCAGGUAUAAAUGUGUGAGGCAGUUGUGUUUGUGGUGGCGGGUGAAGUGUCUCGUGCCUGUGUCUUUCCAGCCUGGAGGGCAGUAUGAGCUCUUCGCUGUGGUUGCGCACGUGGGAAGUGCGGACGCCGGUCAUUACUGCGCGUACAUCCGGAACGCUGUGGACGGAAGAUGGUUCUGCUUCAAUGACUCCAACAUUUGCCCGGUGAGAAACA
Callithrix jacchus (white-tufted-ear marmoset) is the source of this 2317-nucleotide messenger RNA. NCBI's taxonomy places the organism in Eukaryota, Metazoa, Chordata, Mammalia, Primates, Cebidae. The record is from RefSeq and is a predicted model, not a curated record.